This is a messenger RNA of Orbicella faveolata, 2769 nucleotides long. RefSeq lists its product as uncharacterized. Gene Ontology annotation, molecular function: calcium ion binding. Lineage: Eukaryota; Metazoa; Cnidaria; Anthozoa; Scleractinia; Merulinidae. The record is from RefSeq and is a predicted model, not a curated record.
CAAUGUGGGCUAAAGGUGUCUGUAAGGAUUAAUCCUUAAAAUUAUUGAGAGCGAAACACUGUCGAGUUAGUGAUAUCUAGGCUAAUUUGAGCGCUAUUUAGUCUAACCAUAAUGAAAUUUCGUCAUUUCAUCAUUUAGAGUCUUUUCCAAAAGUACUGACUUGGUUUCGUUAGUCUUCUCUGAGUUUCGGUGUUGACCUCUCGGGCCGGUCACACAAGGGAAGCAUCGGCAACAGGGGUACAAACUGGAUCAAGCGUCCAAGGUCAGUUAGUCGAAAGUCAAUCUUUAACUUGCUCAUUGAACUAGCAUAAUAUUUUAGAGAACACAUUUUCAGAUUUAUUCUCGAAUAUUUGACGCGCAACUUUUGAGUCGCCUCUUGCUCUCUGAAGUACCCAAUGGCCAAAUUCCGGCGCACCAAACUCGAAAACGAUUUACAAUAAAUUUUCAAAUCCUGGCUAUUGAAAUAAGUUAGAUUGACUGUGGACUUCGAGGUGGUUUUAGGCUGCGAUCAUGAAAAUGCAAAUUCUAGCAGCCGACGUUAAUCUGAUAAUCUUGUCUCUGUAGAGUACGAUUUGUCGCCGCCGAAUAUUAAUCAGCUUAUCAACUGGAAAACAUACCGUGAUAUGGGACAUAGGCUCUUAUAUGGGAUCAAUGUCCUGAGAAAAGCCACCCUGUGCAUCUGAUUGUAUCUAUCUCGUGUAGCCUGCAUUCCAGUUUGUUUUGUCACUAGAAAUUGUAUUGAGCGAGGGAAGCUCCGUACGUAGUCAAGUCUAGUUCUAUGAAGCGCCGAUCUCGGUCUAUUCGCGCUGUGUGUAUGACGUCACAAGCGUGACGGCGAAAAUUGCAGCGUAAAAGUCAUGAAAAAUCCUGUUUCGAAUUCCUGGAAGAGGACAUUGGAGUAAGGGAAGCCUAAAGUAAUGAAACACGCUCGUAGCUAGUAGAUUUUACGAAGUGUGUUUUGUUGCGGCUGUAUCUGAGGUUGAUAACAGGAAACUUGGACGACAACCGCCCGAUGAGUAAUUUCCUUAGUAACUGUUGUUUGUAUAAUUUUGUAAAUAUGAUUUGUGGUUAAACAAAGGCUUAUAAAAAACAAUUAACACCAACAUUUUACGUGACCUUCUUUCCAGUUAAGAUGGAGUGAUACUGAAUAAAUUGACUUAGCAUACAUAAGAGAAACGAACAGCCAUGAAUGAGAAAAACUUAGUUAAUUUUGUGAAACGCUCUGUCAGAGUGCAGUGCAAGUGAUAGCUACAGCCUGUGUUUCGAACUGACAAGUUGCACGUGAGAUAAACAACAAAUUCGCCACUUAAACGUACAUCCUCUUUCAUGACAUUGUCCAGUAAACAACAGGAUAUCUCGCGGUCUCGUAGAAAGACUAUGAGCACCGAUUUUACACUUAUUUUAUCCAUUUAUGGUCAAUGACGUCACGUCGCCGCCGGGAAGCACGUCUACUGGGCGUUAAAAUUUCGCGUUUUGAAGUAAACAAGUCGGGCCUCGUCAAUACUGAACCAGGCUUAAGUCACACAGUGUCGACAUAAUGGACAUUUCCUUGGCCGAAAAUCGACAACAAAACGAAGGUUACGUGUGGGUGUAUUUUUAGACGCGACCUGGAUUACGAAAUGCGAUAUAAACCGAGCAGGUACACUCUUCCAGCAAAAACACAAGAACAGAAGAACUUCUAGCUUAAAGCUGAACGUUGAAACAGUAAGCAAAAUCUCUCAAUAAUGCAAGCCGGACUCAGUUUUUUCGACAAAAAGGCUCCAACAGUCGUGGUACGAAGCCUCUUCGAUAAAUAUGACACGAAUGGAAACGGUAAAUUGGAAGAAAAAGAAAUGCAAACUUUGUUAGAAGGAGAUUUGGGCCUCGAACAUGAAAAAUCCUGGGUGUACUUUUUGCUGUUGGACAAGAACGGAGACCACCGCAUUUCAUUUGAAGAAUUCAGUGACUGGCUUCGUAGCGAGGAAAAUUUCGAAGUUUUAAACGACAAAGAAAAAUUUGACAGCUUGUGCAAAGCCUUCGACUAUUUCAAGAGUUUUGACACAGAUGACAGCGAUACGCUCGACCGAGCUGAGUUUGAACGGAUGAUGAAGUUCUUUGGUUAUGAAACCAUCAACAUGGAUAAAGCCUUCGCGAGAAUGGACAAAGAUGAAAAUGGAAAAGUGUCUUUCUGGGAGUUCAUGGUGUGGUUAAAAUGGAUACCGGUUUUCAACUAACAGACGACUAGAUAGCGAGUUGUUAGCAAGCGAUUAUGGAGGCGUGAUAUGACAAGAAACUCAGUGCAGCUUAUAACUCAGUCAGACUAUGCAAUGUAAAAUUUACUCUAACUUAACUUAUUUUAUAGCAAGCGUUAUUUAUUGAAGAUGUACAUAAUAUUCAAUUGCAUAACAUGUAUAUAGUUCUCGGUGAAUACAAUUUUGUUUUUGUAAAAUAUUUAUACCAAUUUCACGCGAUAUGGACUUGUUCAAGAAGUGUUAUUUAUUGAUGUCAUGUUCCUCAUACAAAAUGGAAAGAUUAGUAAACUAAACCUCGUGUAAGGAUUGUAUUUAAUUGGUUUUUACCACUGAAACAUGAUAAGGGACGAAUCAUUAUUUUUUAGAGAGGGGUGGGCAACUUAUUGAGGCAUGAAAUUUUUGUCUCACCUUUAGGUUGUGCACGAUUUUGUGGUGGGCAAUAGCUUGUGCAAGAAUUUCUUUUCACAUCAAAAAUAGGACCUCGACAGUGGAAAGCACUUGCUCGAUAUUUGGCCCAUGGCUCCCCUUGCACGACUAU